AGCACGCGAUGUAUGAAUUUGUCGAGAUUUUAACCUGAUUUUAUGGAAAUUUAUUAAUAUUUACAAAUGUGGGCUAAUAAUAAUAAUAAAAAGAAACUUGCUUCAACAUGGACACCAGCAACCCCAUUGAAAACUCCGGAUCAUAUUAUAUCAUCCGAUUAUACAAAAGCAAAAAUAUUUGUACCGUCCUAUGAAAAAAAUUGUGAUCAAUGUAUUGAACAAUUAUUGACCAAUGAGUAUCAGAGAAUUUGGUGGAAGGAGCAGGAAGCGUGGUCGAAAGUAUUUUAUGCAAAUAAAAACCAAAGUAAACGAAUACUAUGUCGUGGGAGGAAUCAAAAACAAAUGUCUAAAUCAACAACUGAGAAAUGUGCUCCAAAAUGCAAAAAAUCACAAAAUGAUGAAAGUAAUUCGAAAAAAUGUUGGAAAUAA
This is a messenger RNA of Leptopilina heterotoma, 429 nucleotides long. RefSeq lists its product as uncharacterized. The record is from RefSeq and is a predicted model, not a curated record. Lineage: Eukaryota; Metazoa; Arthropoda; Insecta; Hymenoptera; Figitidae. The transcript is spliced from 3 exons. Bases 67 to 429 code for a protein of 120 amino acids.